AUGGCACCAGACUACGACGCACUCUCCGACGGCUCUGAUCUGACCGGCCAGGAUUCCGCAUCCUUCCAUCAUUCCGACCAAGAAGACGAAGAAGCUAUGCCCUCUGCUCCUCACACACCUUCCAAGAAGCGUCGUCGCUUAGUCCGCGCUGUGCAGGAUGAGGAUGAUGAAGAGGACGAUGAUGAGGUAGCUGAUCAACUUGACGAGGAUGACGAGGAUGAUGACGAUGUGGUGGUGGACGAAGAUGCUGAUGAGUUGGAAGAGGAUGAUGACGACUAUGAUGCCCCAUCAUCUUCUCGCAAGGCUGGUGGAAGCGCGGCUGGUCGUAGAACAACAACACGGGCAGCUGCUACGCCGAAGAGAUCUGCUAGAGCCUCAACUCGUACCGCCGCUGCUUCUGCUGCUGCUGCUGCUGCUGCUGCUACACCUCCGACGACGAGUGCGAAAAAGUCGUUACGAGUCAAGCUCACGCGAACGCCCAACUCUGCGGCUACUGCCGCCGCUAAAGAAGGAUCCUCUUCGCCCGCCCCCGCUGCAGCUGGAAGAGGUCGACCCUCACGGGCAGCAGCGGCCGGCGCACCGACUCCACCUGGACGCAAACCCAAAGACGCAACCAAAGUCAAAUGGAAGCCUCGUGCAAAAGGCAAACAUUCCGACUCCGAGGACGACGAAAUCGAGGCCCUUCGUACUGCUUCAGAAGACGAUCAUGUCGACCCAUACAACCUCGACCCAUCUCGUGCUGACACAGUCGAUCCUGACGCUGCCUCCGACUCAGCCGGCUCUGACUCUGAACCGGACGAAGCGACGGCAGCCGAGAUGCAAGCUAUCAUCGGCAAGACAGCCCGUCAGUUAGCUCGCGAAGGUGGAGUGGAAUCUGAACAUAUGGAAUUACCCAUGUUCGAUCCUAACCGCAAAAAGAAGUUGACCGAGAAUGAGAUCGCAUUGCGAAGAUCAGAGACGGCGAGAAAGAGGAAGAAUCAGGUGGAGAAGAAGUUGGAAGAUGACAAGGUCGAAACGAUCAAUCGGUUGCUAAAGAAACAGGUGGGGAGGAGUAGGAACAAGCUUCCGCGUGCAGGAAGCGCUGAGGACUCGGAUGAGGAAGCUGAACAAGCCAAGAAGAGGGGAAGGGAAGAGUUGUCGAGGAAGGCGCUGAAAGAGAUGCCUGCUCCGUUUUAUAGGUCUAUUGAUAGAGCGGAUGGGACUAAAGUCUUGGCUGUUCCUACUGGGCCGCCGUUGGUGGAAGAGGUUUGGGGAAGUAACUAUGUGAAAGUGAACCAAGCGCUGAUUCAGGAAUUGGAUACGCCAGUAAAGACAGAAGGUUUGAGCGAGAAGGCAAAGUUUUUGGAGGAGAGAGCGAGGAAGCGUUUGAAACAACAGGGACAAGUGUGGAAGGAGGAGCACGACUUGGAGCAGCUUUGGGGUCAAGAAGGGCUAUACGAGUACAAGUUGCGAACCGCUUUGGGUCAGUCAAGAAAGGAUUGGAUCGGGUCAAGACGGCCACCGACCCCAGAGAAGGAGCAAGAAGCUGAAGCUGAAGAGCAGGAAGAAGACGCGGAAGAAGAAAAGGAUGCCAAUGAUGCAGCAGAUGAUGCUGAGGAGAACAAGCAAGAGGAAGGCGGCGAUGAUGCCGAGGCAGAGUAG
This is a messenger RNA of Ustilago hordei, 1641 nucleotides long. RefSeq lists its product as uncharacterized. The transcript has a single exon. Bases 1 to 1641 code for a protein of 546 amino acids. The record is from RefSeq and is a predicted model, not a curated record. Gene Ontology annotation, biological process: chromatin remodeling. Lineage: Eukaryota; Fungi; Basidiomycota; Ustilaginomycetes; Ustilaginales; Ustilaginaceae. Gene Ontology annotation, cellular component: Ino80 complex.